This is a messenger RNA of Amphimedon queenslandica, 2194 nucleotides long. RefSeq lists its product as uncharacterized. The transcript is spliced from 5 exons. The annotation marks the transcript as partial. Lineage: Eukaryota; Metazoa; Porifera; Demospongiae; Haplosclerida; Niphatidae. The record is from RefSeq and is a predicted model, not a curated record.
AUUGAUGUCUUGUAGUAUUUAACUCCAUAUCAAAGAUAUCAGAGAGCUCUCAGAGAACAAGGAAGUGCUGAUGUAGCGUAUGCUCGUCUUAUGUUACUGGGAUCAGCUGGUACUGGCAAGACGUGUCUCAAGCGUUCAUUAAUGGAAGAACCUUUCAAUCCUCAUACUACAAGCACCAUUGUAUCUGAUGUAUCGUCCGUACGACCAUUUGAACACGAAUGGCAAACAAGAAGAAACAAAUGGAGUGAAGCCACAGAAGACGACGAAAUAAAGGAGCUGGCUCGUUUGUUUAAAUCCAGUCUAUCUGAAUCAUCCUCUCAUGUUUCAUCUGAAUCAAGUUUAGUAUCUGCUUCACUCGAUGUAUCUCCUGCAAAAAGUAGUGCCAAACCUUCAGAUUUAGAUGCAAAAAUCAAAUCAUUGCUUAAAAGAGCUCGUACAUAUAAGGCAACAGAAUCACAUGUUCAGCCAUUUCUUCAUAUAUGGGAUUGUGGUGGUCAGCCAGUGUUCCUUGAGAUUCUCCCAGCCUUCCUCACUCCUCGUACAAUGUUUCUCCUCCUGUUUGAUGCUUCAAAGGAUUUCAGAGAAAGAUGGCAGUCACGUCAGAAUACUCCUGAUGGUGAAGUGCUGUUUGGUGAGGUAGUGAAUGAAAGCACCAGCAAUCUAAUGGCCAAAUGGAUGUCUACAAUACAUAGUUAUCUCAUGAAGCACAGCAAAGAUGAUUCAAGACGCAGCUAUUUCAUGGUCGAGCACAACAUAGAUGAUACUUCUUCUCCUAGCCUCUAUUGUGUUGGUACUCGUGGGGACAAGCUUAAUGAAGAAAGAAAGGAAGAAAUAAAGAAGCAAAUACAGUCCCUGUAUCAGAAAAAAGAGUUCUCGGAUCUUAUUAAAGAUGUGCUAAUCGUUGAUAAUACAACAUCAGGCAGAGGAGAAGAUGAAGACCCAAGCAUUACAGAAUUACGUGGUGCUAUUGAUGAUUUUAUCAAUAAUUUAGUUGUCAAGACCCCUGUCAAUUGGUUUCUCUUUCGCAAAGUUCUUCAAGAGCUAAAGCAGAAUAUCAUUAGUGUAUCUGAUGCCAUUGCCAUUGGAGAAGCGUGUCAUAUACCAGCACGUGAUGUUCCUGUAGUAUUGAAAUUCUACCAUGAGCUGGGAGUUCUGCUUUUCUAUCCCAAAAUAAAAAGUCUGACUAAAAAAGUCAUUCUCAGUCCGAAAUGGUUUGUUGAUACCAUUGGGAAGGUGUUCCCACUCGAGAAAGGAUGGAGAGGAGGGAAAAAGUGGUAUUUGUUGCGAAAUAAAGGUAUUCUUGUUCAAUCACUCUAUCAAGAACUAUGGCAGUCAAGUGGUAUUGAUCCAGAAGAAAUAAUUGAACUCUUAGUUCAUUUUCGUCUUGCAGCUCCAGUUCAAACUGAGGAUUAUGAUAGCACAUCCAAGCAAUAUUUUCUUCCAGCAGUGUUACAAGGAUACACAGGUGAUCCUAAUGAAGUACGACUUGGUUAUGAGCUAAGAGCCUCACCUGUACACAUUACAUUCUCCACUGGGUAUGUACCUCCUGGCUUCUUCACUCGUUUAGCAACCACUGUAGCUACUAACGCCAGUGUUAAGCUUAAUAUCGAUGAUGAUACUGCAGCACCUGUCUAUCGUAAUCGUGUCUGCUUCUCUUAUGGUUGUCCUUCUGAUGAUAUUGUUCUCACUGAUAUUAAUCAAGCUAUUCAAGUUGAUGUGUUAAGAUAUGUCCCUGAGGGUCUUCAUCCUGUUCCUUUUAAAACAGUUUGUCUGCAAAUAUUGGAGUUACUAAAUGAAUGUUGCCAAAAAGUAGAAGACACCCUUGAUAUUUACCAUCGUCGUGACCCUUACAUGCUCCUUGGUCUUUAUGCUUAUCAGAAAUCAUCAAGAAAAAUACAAUACGUGUGUCAAUGCAGUCCUUCCAGCGAAGUCCAUUACAUUAAUGACUUUGAUGCUAAGAAGCAGACAUGUUUUGAUCCAGUUGUUUACUGCAAAAUGAAAAGAACUCCUCGCUCCCUAACCAUUAAUGAGUCAAUGUGGUUUAAAGGAAAUCUGUCACAAGAAAAACACCAAGAGACCCCAUAUUCGGGAAAGACUGAUGAUGAUAGUACUAAGCCAACAAUUCAAGAGGUUGAAUCAACUACAAUUCAGUCACCCACACAGAUCAGUGAAUCCAAUGAUAGUCAACAAAAAG